Cynara cardunculus var. scolymus (artichoke) is the source of this 2374-nucleotide messenger RNA. Its product is annotated as protein S-acyltransferase 21. The transcript has 10 exons. Gene Ontology annotation, biological process: protein targeting to membrane; peptidyl-L-cysteine S-palmitoylation. NCBI's taxonomy places the organism in Eukaryota, Viridiplantae, Streptophyta, Magnoliopsida, Asterales, Asteraceae. Gene Ontology annotation, molecular function: protein-cysteine S-palmitoyltransferase activity. Gene Ontology annotation, cellular component: Golgi apparatus; endoplasmic reticulum. The record is from RefSeq and is a predicted model, not a curated record. The coding region runs from base 363 to 2270 and encodes 635 amino acids.
CAAAAGAUUGUUGGUCUUUGGAUUGUAAGUGUGGUUUUAGCAGACCAAAACCCACAAAAUUUCCUAACUUUCUUCCACGUCUCAUUGAUCGAUUAAUCGAUUCUGCAUAGAAACCCUAGAUUUUGAGGAAUCCAGCUAUUGGGUCGGGUUAUUUUGCGGUUUAACAUCUGGGUCAAGAUUAAAUAUCGUCUUCUUGACCCGUAUGUUCCUCAUUGAGAGAGUCAAGGACUGAAGAACAUAGUCAGUGGUUUCUGUUUGUUAACUUUUUAUGGGGUUUUCUUGAAUUUGGAGUUUCUAUGGUUAAUUUGACUUUGAAUGCUCUUUGAUUCGGGAGGUUUGGCUUUUGACUUUGUAUUUUGAUCAUGGCUAGACGCCAUGGGUGGGAGCUUCCUGCUCAUACUUUUCAGGUUGUGGCUAUUACUGUAUACUUCUUGUUGUCAGUCGCAUUCUAUGCGUUUUUCUCACCUUUUCUUGGAAAAGAAAUCUAUGAACACGUGGCUAUCGGUGUUUAUUCCUUCUUGGCUCUCAGUGUAUUUGUCCUCUACGUAAGAUGCACAGCUAUUGACCCUGCUGAUCCCGGCAUUCUAAUUGAACCCGGAAGGGCUUCACCAAAUAGAUCGCAAAAUGGUACAGAAGUUCCUGGAAACACGUCUUCCGUUGGAGAACCUAGCAAGAUGGGGUUUCAAAAUGGAGGAAUAUAUGAUAGUGGUAAUUCAGGAGUUUGUUCAAAAAUUGCGGGGGUCGUUUGUGGCUGUAUUGUCAAAGAAGAUUGCCGUAAUGAUGAAGAGAUGCAACUAGGAGGAGAAGAAGAGGCUUUAUUUUGCACAUUGUGCAAUGCAGAGGUGCGUAAGUUUAGCAAACACUGCAGAAGUUGUGAUAAAUGUGUUGACGGGUUCGAUCAUCAUUGUCGGUGGUUGAACAAUUGUGUAGGGAGGAAAAAUUACUUCACAUUUGUGUGCUUAAUGGCCGUGAGCCUCGUUUGGCUGACUUUUGAAUGCGGGGUUGGUAUUGCUGUUCUUGUUCGAUGUUUUGUUGAGAAACGGGCUACAGAAGACCAGAUUUCGAGUAGACUUGGAGAUGGAUUUAGUCGGGCCCCAUUUGCGACAGUUGUGGCUAUAUGUACGGUUGUUUCCUUUCUAGCCACGAUUCCGCUAGGAGAACUCUUCUUUUUCCACAUUAUCCUAAUUCGCAAGGGUAUUACAACAUAUGAGUAUGUUGUCGCCAUGAGGACCCAAAGUGAACCUCCUGGUCCCUCAUUGGACGGAAUGGAUCAACAAAGCUUGCAGUCUUCCCCCACGAGCUCUGCUGUGACCGCCAUUAGCGGCCGAAGCUCCCUCGGUUUGGGUUUGCAGUAUAAAGGUGCUUGGUGUACCCCUCCAAGAAUCUUUAUGGAUCAUCAGGAUGAAGUUAUUCCUCAUCUAGAGCCCGGGCGGCUACCGUCUACGGUCGAUCCGGAUGCUGUCCUUGACAAAGGUAAAAGACUACCUCAACGACCUGUUCGAAUCAGUGCUUGGAAGCUUGCGAAACUGGAUUCAACCGAAGCAAUGAAAGCAGGUGCUAAAGCUCGAGCUUCCUCCUCUGUUCUUCGUCCGCUAGCCUCUAAACAGAAUCAAUUCGAUCCCGACCAUUUAUCGAGUAGCAACGUGAGCAUGAAAAGCAGCCCGAAUAGUUCGCAUCACCGGUUUCAUGACUCGAAAAGCUCGUAUCCACCGAGUCGAGCCAGCCGGGACGAUAGCGAAACUUGUGCUCAUAGUGUUAGUAAUUUGAGCAGUCCAAUGCCUGCCAGGGGCCAUUUUAAUCCCAUGUAUCAGUCCUCAGGAAACCAAUCUCCUUGGGCUAAUAAUGAUCCACCACCUGUGCUGCCGCCCGCCAUUGUGGUCCCACAAGCGCCAGUGGUGGCACCACCGGUGCGGGUCCCACAGGUUCCGAAAAGAAACGUGGUGAUCAAUGAAGGUGCCGGAUCGUCCUCGGUGUAUUGGGACCAAGAAGCAGGGCGGUUCGUGUCGGCUGCGACAGCGAAGACCGUAGGUGGUGGUGGUUCGUCCUCUCAGGCUUCAGGCACGGAGCUGACCUAUACGGGUCAAUCGAUUUUCUUUGGUGGGCCUCCUGUGGGCCCUAGCGGGGGUGGUGGUCAGAGGGAGAAUGGCAACAACACGAUGACCACGGUAACGACGACGACGUCAAGUUAUUAUCAGCAGGGUAGAUCGCAGCGGGGCGGGCAGCUUCCGGUGUUUGUUCCAAGUGAGCAAAGAUUACAUAGAGACAUCUAACUUUUUAACCACCACCGGAUUUGUUUCCUCAUUUUGUAGAGUUGUUGCCUGAAUUGUUUGACCUUGACUUUUUUUAAUUUUCAAAGUUUGACCUGUUUUCCAAA